This is a messenger RNA of Onthophagus taurus, 1030 nucleotides long. Its product is annotated as retinol dehydrogenase 12-like. The record is from RefSeq and is a predicted model, not a curated record. NCBI's taxonomy places the organism in Eukaryota, Metazoa, Arthropoda, Insecta, Coleoptera, Scarabaeidae.
UGUACGCUCGAUUAAACAAUGAUAAAUUUGAAUAUAUUUUGUAUUGUUUUAUAUUUUAUUGUAUUUUUUGUCGUUUUAUUUAAAUUAUUCCUAGAAUUAACAAAAGGAUGUAUGAAAAGUAAUUGUUUAAUGUUGGGGAAAACUGUUUUAAUAACUGGUGGAAAUUCCGGUUUAGGAUAUCAAACUGCAUUAAUUUUAGCUGGAAGAGGUGCGAAAAUAAUUAUAGCAGACAAAAAUGAUUCAACACAAUCUAAAAAUAGAAUAAUCCAAGAAACAAAAAAUCCAAACGUAAAAUCAAAAAUGCUUGAUUUAAGUUCGUUUGAGUCCAUCCGAAUAUUCGCUAAAGAAAUUAUCGAGGAAGAAGACACCUUAGAUGUUCUUAUUAAUAACGCUGGAUUAGGUUAUUCAGGAUUAAAAACCAUUGAUAAUUUGCCAGAACUCAUGCAAGUGAAUCAUUUGGGUUCCUUUUUAUUGACACAUCUUUUAUUGGAUCUUUUAAAGAAAUCAGCUCCUAGUAGAAUUAUUUUUGUAUCCUCUCUAAUGGCUUUUAUAAACAAUCUAACCAUUAAAAAUAUCGAUAAAGUGUUAUCUCCACUUUCUCUCUCAUAUGGAAAUUCAAAACUUUGCAAUAUAAUCACAGCAAAUGUUUUUGCUGAAAAAUUAAAAGGAACCGGUGUUACAUCGAAUUCAGUUCAUCCAGGAUUAGUUAAUACCCCAAUUUUUAGAAAUGCUCAUCAAGAUCUACCCAAAUCCAGCUUAGAUGCUUUUUAUGUUUUUCUUAAAUUAUUUGGGAAAAGUGUUUUUGAAGGUGCACAAACUAAUAUUCAUUGCGCUAUAUCCAAAAGCUUAGAAAAAGUGUCUGGAAAGUUUUUUGUUGAUUGCACACCGUUUUUUUUACCGUUUAAAGCAAAAAAUAAACUAUUUGUUCAAGAGAUUUGGAGAAAAAGUGAGGAAUUGGUGGGCUUAAAAGAUGAGGAGAAGUUAUAAAUUUAAUUAAAUAAAAUUUUUUUACCUAACCUAACAUUUUUUU